AUGUCUCUUGCGCGGGAUCUGCACAUCGCGGACUGGAUCAGCACAUGUUCUUCAACUCAUAAUCCGAUUUUGGAGCUGCAACACUACACCGCGAUCAAAUUCGCGUCGCGCGCCCCAAAUAUGGCAAGGGUCGCCAUGACGGGACUUAUGUUAUUGAAACGAGUGUGUUUGGAGGAAGAUGAUUUAUUACUGAAUUACUAA
Molecule: messenger RNA, 201 nt
Organism: Danaus chrysippus (African queen)
Lineage: Eukaryota; Metazoa; Arthropoda; Insecta; Lepidoptera; Nymphalidae
Source: the annotation of a GenBank genome assembly